Molecule: messenger RNA, 1159 nt
Organism: Apis laboriosa (Himalayan honeybee)
Lineage: Eukaryota; Metazoa; Arthropoda; Insecta; Hymenoptera; Apidae
Product: stress-associated endoplasmic reticulum protein 2
Exons: 3
Coding region: 299-493 (64 amino acids)
Biological process (GO): endoplasmic reticulum unfolded protein response
Cellular component (GO): endoplasmic reticulum
Source: RefSeq, a predicted model, not a curated record
UUAAAAUAAUAUAUGUAUAUAUAAUUAUAAGAAUCAGAAUAUUGUGAAAAAUAUAAUUAUUAAAUUGAUUCUGUUGGUGCCAGUGUGGCACUAAAGUUACUCCGUCCUAUAUUCCAAAGUAUUCACGUGUCAAAGCGUACACAUCGACGUGAGAAUCAGAGUGUAGUAUAUACAUCUGUUUAUAGCACAAGAACGUCAUAUUCUAGUACACGUACAGUGAUUAACAUAGUGUUUAAAUUAUUUAUUAAUUUAUUUCAAAUCUUAUUGAAAUACUUUUGGUAAACAAAAAACAACAAAGAUGGCACCAAAACAAAGAAUGCGUAUCGCUAACGAAAGGGCUACAAAAAAUAUUACACUUCGUGGAAAUGUUCCAAAGUCAUCAAAGCCACAAGAUGAAGGAUCUCCUGUUGGACCUUGUUUAUUAGCACUUUUUCUCUUUGUUGUAUGUGGUUCUGCUGUAUUCCAAAUAAUUCAAAGUAUUAGAAUGGGUUAAAAAAAUUAAAAAUAUGAAGACAAAAAGAUAUUGCUAUUGCAAUUAAUAUUAAAGAAAAUUGUCUAUAUCUUAUUGGUAUACAAGUGAAAAUAGACUGUCUUCUUACAUAUUGUAAAAACAUGUAGACAUCAUAAUGAUAUUGACACAAAACUGAAUUUAAAUUUCCAUUAAACAAUUCCCUUUUUUUGCUACGAUUCAUAGGAAUUAUUUGUAAAAGGAAUUUAGCAUUUAUAAACAUUUUAUGUAAUUGUAUAUAUGUAUAUCAAUGAAAGAAUAUUAUAUUUAAUAUAUUUUAUUUACAGAAAUCAAAAUAUUACAAAUUGAAUAAUUUAUUUUUUUUUCUGUAAUUUUGCAUAGCAUUUCUUGUUUUCAGUCUUAUGAAAAAUUUAAAUUCUUUCAUUGAUAUUUAUAUAUAAUAAAUAAUUGUAUAUAUAUAUAUGAUCAAUUUAUUGUAUCAAUUUAAUCAAAGCAUUCCAAUGUAAGCAGUUGGUAGCUUUUGGUUGUCUAUAUUUUUAGAGGCCUUAAGACAAGUCAUAAGUCAUUGAUAAGUCAUUGUACGUGUAAAAAUAUAUAUUAUAUGUAUUUUCAAUGUAAUUUAUCCUAAUGAAAUAUUUGCUAUGGACAAUUGUUUGUCUCUUUUAAUAAAUUAUAUUAUGAAUAAAUACA